Messenger RNA from Drosophila guanche, 9863 nucleotides. It is a transcript of the gene nocte, whose product is annotated as neurogenic protein mastermind. NCBI's taxonomy places the organism in Eukaryota, Metazoa, Arthropoda, Insecta, Diptera, Drosophilidae. Bases 937 to 8217 code for a protein of 2426 amino acids. The record is from RefSeq and is a predicted model, not a curated record. Gene Ontology annotation, biological process: cell differentiation. The transcript is spliced from 7 exons.
AACGCCCGCCGCAAAAUGGCAAAAAAAUAAUACAUACGAUUUAAAACUAAUGGACAAUUACGUAUUACGUGAAAAGAACGCAACAUAAAUAAUCAAAAGUUAAGCGAAAAGCAGCCUAGUGCAAUCAGGCGCCAAUUAAUAGAGCGUGCGUGCGUGUGUGUUGAAACACCAAUAAAUAGGCAUAAGAAAAGUGAUUCAAGCGAGUAUCCCGAACACUUUGGGCCUCCUCUGAUUCGAUACCAUUUUCCCCAACCCAACCAUACACUUGCAAAAAAAGCGACAGCGACCCAUUGCCGAACAGUAGGGGGAGCAAGAGAGCGAAAGAGAGAGUGAGUGCGCUGACAAAGCCAGUCCACAGCCAGCGCAACACAACGAACGUGCAAAGAAGAAGGACAUAGCGAAACGAAGCCGAGAAGAAACAGAAAUUCGACUAAACUAAACCAAUUCCGAAAAGAAUCGAACAUUUUGUCAACGCCAGCCGCCUGGCGCGUUUUGUGAUUUAAACAAAGGCGUCCAGCGAAACGUGUUUGCACUGAAAAGCAUUUCGUUUCGUUGCGCAUUUGUCUUCAUUUUUUGUGCAACCUACACGGCAGGGGCUGAGUAAGCGCCAGAAAGAGUGCAAAAAAAGGAGCCAAGGAGCAACGAACUGUGUUUGCGGUGUGUGCGCUGCGUGUAAAAGGCUCACCAUAAAGACUGAAGAAAGAAGAUUGCCCAAUCAACGAUCCCCAAAGGUAAGACAGAAAGGGAGAUAUUACAUAUAUAUUGAGAGAGAGAGAACGAGAGCUUGAGCACUAGCACUAGCAACAACAACGACAAAGAAGAGAGAGAUAAAUCCACAUCCACAUUGAGAUCCAGAUCCCAUCCAGCGCAUUGAGAGAGCGAGGAACGCGGCGGCGGCGUCAAGGAAGCUAACGCUAAUGAGGAUCUAUUGGCAGCAUGAGUACACUGGGGGGAAGUAGGGGAGAGCGAAAUGCCAAGCCCAAAUUCACAGCGUUGGAUAUAAAUCGCAUGUACAAGAAUAGUCGUGGUGAAUCGAGUGAACCAUCAGCACAGAAGAAUCAAGUGCCUCGUAAACAUGGAAUGCAAAUCUUGGGCAAAGUGCCGUCCGCUAGGCGACCACCAGCCAAUCUGCCAUCCCUGAAGGCCGAGACCAAUACCAGCAGCAACAACAAUUUCCUAGUCUCAGUCGAAGCAGGAUCUGGCUCAGCAGGAGGAUCGAAUAAUAGCCACAACAACACCACUGCCCAUAGCGGAGUAGGAGGAGCAGGCGCUGCAGGUAACGGCGGUGGAGGAGCAGCUGGAUGCGGUGGAACCUCAUCGUCGCCUGGCGUAGGAGGAGGUUCACAGCAACAGCAGCAACAACUGCAGCAGCAGCAUCACCACCACCACCACAACAACAACGUCUCAACGAGUGCCGGCAAUAAAUUCGGCGGCAACAGCAAUAGUAGCAGUAGCAACAGCAACAACAACGCCACAUCCGGGAGCGGCAACAACAGUGCCUCUGGGCAUAGCCACACCCACAGCGGAGGCGGCAGUGGCACCGGCACCGGCACCGGCACUGGUCCCAGUAACAUCAACAAAAACUACAAACUCAUCAACAACUCGACAGGCGGAGCAGGCGGCAGCGGAGGAGGAUCCGCACUCGGAGGCGGCGGUGGCCAUUCGCUAAACUCACCGAAGUCAUGGUCUGCCAUAACCACAGGACACGAGAGGGGCCAGCACUUUGGUCGCCAGCCCCAGCAUCAUCAGCAGCAGCAGGUGGUGCCCCACUACCAGAGUCCGCAAUUCCAAUACGAAUUCCCCACGCUGGACGGCACAGUUGGCAGCGGCGGAAGCGGUGGCGGAGGAUCGAGUGGUGCCGGUCCCGGAAUGGGAGGAGCGCAGUCGGGCAAGGGACACUACCAGAACCAGUCGCAUCAUUCGAGCUCAAUCCAGCAGAACCAUCAUCACUCGCACCACUCGCAUCAUCAUCAGCAGCAGCAGCACCACCACAUCCAGCAACAGCAGCAGCUUCAUCAGCAACAGUCUUCGCACCAUCGGGACUACCACCAGAGCCAAGGACAGGGACGUCAGUACGGCGGGGGAUCGCACCACUCGCAUCGCGACUACAGAGAUGGCAGCGACGACGUCGGCGGUGGCGCCGGUGGCAUGGAUCUUGGGGAGAUGAGCCUGCGGCCACAGAACGAUACGGCCGCCUGGCUGCAGCAGCAGGAGAAGGCGGCCAAGGGGGCGGCUGCAGCCGCUGCGGCGGCAGCCAACUCGGACAUGGCGAUGAGCCAACAGGGCCAGGGCCACCAUCAGAUCGCUGGCAAUGGCGGCAGCGGUGGUACACCUGGUGGCGUCGGCGGAGGAUCAGGCAACGGAGGAGCCGUUCCUCUUCCCAUACUCUCGCUGAUGCCCUCGUUUAUGCGCAGCGGUGCACCAAUGCCCACAUCGGCGGUGGUUGCCGGCGGCCUGGGCAUGGGUGUCGGCGGAUCAAUGGCCACCACGGUGGCCGGCAUUCUCGCGGGCGGCUCCGAAUCGGGUCUGCCCACCCACUACCAGAACGGCAUUCUUGGAGGAAGGUCCGCCUCCCCGGCCGUGGGCGGUUUUCGUGCUGCCAGCGCUAUACCGAAGCGUCCGGCGGCCUCUUCCUCGCCCCCACAGGGACUGGGAGCAGCGACGCCACCACAACAGCAGCAGUCUCAGCAGCAGGCAAACGGUGGCGGACGCAAGGAGAAGGACUAUGUGGUGGAGCCAGAAGUGGCCCAGAUGCAGCGACCUAUUAUCCGCGAGGAGGAUCUGGAGCGGCUGAAUGCGAUAGCCAAGGACGACAGCUGGACAAAGCAGGAUGACAUUGAUUAUACCAAGAAGUUGACAUUCUCGGACGACGAAUCACCCCCAGAGGAUCAUCUCCAUGGAGGCAAACACCAGCACCAACAUCAGCAGCAGCACCAGCACCAGCAGCAAUCCCAAAUCUCGACAGCUACCUCCUCAGUAUUGGCUGGCAAGAUGGUACCCUCCUCCGUCGGCUGGCAGCGUGGCAAGGAUAGUAGCGAGCGCGAGUCCCUCCCUGACGGGGGUUUGGACCAGCAGCAGCAACAACAAUCGCAGCAUCAACAGCAGCAGCAGGACAUGCGACAGCAGAACGGACAUCGUGGCAGUUCUGGUAAUGUUGGGGCACCAGUUGCCGGUGGCAUUGCCCUGGACGCCAGUGUCUAUGAGCGCGUAAAGCAGCGCAAGGAGGAGGAGGAGCGUCGCGAAAUGGAGCGAAAACAGGCGGCGGCCAAGAAACUACAGGAACUCGAAAUGAAAAUGAACAGCAAGAAGGCAGCGGCUGCGGCUCUGGCCGGCGAGGGACCCGCCUCCUCAUCGGGAUCUGUCUCCUCGAAUGAGGCACAAUCCCUUUCCGCACCGCUGGGUAAUGCCAGUGAGGAUGAGGGCGGAGGCCAGCAUCGUCGUCCGCGCGGCAGCAUCUCCAGCCUGGGCAGCGGUGUCAGUGCCGUGACUAACAGUGGAGGCGGCGGUGUGUCAAGUUCUGGCUCCCCGGCUGGUGGUGAAUACGGCCAGAAGGGCGUGUUCCUUACCCACUUUCAAUCGAAUUUACCACCACGUUUCCAGCGCCAGCAACAGCAACAACAGCAGGCCCAGCAGCAGCAGCAGCCACGUCUGGAGAAGAGCGCCUCGGCCAGCAGUGCUUUCGAUAGCAAUUCGCGCUACCUGCAAAAGGGUGGCGUGGGUUCUGCUAGCGGAGGAGUAGCGGUGUCUGGUACCGUCACAAGUGGUGGAGGUGGACGUGGGAGCUAUGCUCAGCGCGGUGCUCCCGGUGGAGGAGCCGCUGGCGGCGGCUUCGGACGAAAUCGUCACGACAGCUCCAGUGCCCGCGAGGAGCAGGAGGCACUGACCAUCGAGCAGCAGCAGCAACGGUUCACCCGCGGACAGCAGGAGUACAGGAGCCAGGUGCAGUCGCUGCCGCGCAGCAUUUCAGAGAAUUCGCAUCGCAAGACAAGCGUCUCGUCGUCGACUGGUGGCGAGGAGUGCGCUAUUUUGAGCCUGGGCUCGUGCUCCUCCUGGGCCGAGCAGACGGAUGCCGAGCAGAAGGUUCACCACAGGCAUCGCGAGGAGAGCUUCUCGUCCACCCACAGCCACGACUCGUCCGUUCAGAUUAAGAUCCUGCAGCGUCCGGCGCGUCAGCCCAGUCUCAGCGAGGAGGCCAUGGCCCCCCUUGGUGGUCAGCAGAAGCAGCUGCUGCCUGCCUCCCCAUCGCUGCACAAGUCCGCAACUGUAGAGAUCAUGCCCACGCAGAUCCUGCGCCGCAGCGUGGAGCCGCUCGAUAAGUCCGAUGACAAGUCGGAGGAGAAGUCCGACGCCGAUGGCGACAAGGCAAAGCAGCAGCAGCAGGCGUCGGCUGGCAGCAAGCAGCAGCAAGAUGAGGACAAGGCGCAUCCAAGCGCCACUGCCAGCAAGCGGCCCAGUCCCAGAGGCGGAGGAGGAGGCGGUGCUGUCGGCGGACGUGGCGGCAAUACACGCAGCUAUGCGGCCAGCGCGGGAGGCGGUGGAGGAACGCAAGCAACAACUGUCGGAAGUGGCAGCUACCGUGGCGGACCGAGAAGCGGCAGCGACUGGUGCAGCAGCAGCCGCAGCAGCGGUGCAGCUGGCAGACGCUACUACGGCAGUGGCGGCGAGCAAUCGGAGCACUCGGAGGACGUGGAUGAAGACUGCUACAGCAGUGGCGGUGGCGGAGGCGGAGGAGGAGGUUCAUGCGCAGCACGUCGUCGUCCGGAGGAUCCAGCGGGACAGCCGCCGACCAACAAGGCCGGAUUCUCGCCGCGCGGUGAACCCUCACGACGCGGACGCGGUGGACUAAGCAGCGGAGGUGGAUCCGCCUCAGCGCCAGGGUAUCGUCGACCGGUUGCCGCGGGAUCCGGUGGCAAUGCUGGAGGUGCGGGACGAUCGUAUGGACGACUCGGCUACGAGGAGUACGGCAAGCGCAGCUCAGAGUCGGAGGCGGAUCUGGCGGACAAGAGCAAGCACAUGGCCAAGGACGAGAAGGAGGCCUGCGGAGGCGUAGGCGAGGAGAAGGACUGCAAGACUGGCACUUCCGCGCCCAGCCACAGUCACAGCCACAGCCAGCUCACUGCCCUAGUCAAGGAGGAGACCCAAAAGGACUCGCCAGCGCGUAUGCCUCCCGGACUGGCUGGCACAGGAGCAGCAGUAGGACCAGCUCCCACGGCCCUGACAGGCGUCCCAACAGGCGCACCCUCAUCCUUGGGCUGCUCGGGUGAUCUGCUCGAAAAGAAAAAGUCCAGCGGCGACCCCUCAUCCGUCUCGUCGGUCAUCGGCGGUCCAUGCGUCGUCGGCGCAGGUGAGAAGGUCAUCAAGCUGGCGGCCAUCGGCGAGAAAUCACCACUGGUGGCCGUCAGUCUGGGAGUGGGUCCCGUUUCUGGUCCGGGCGCAGUACCCGUCGGCCAGGGAGGCGCCACUCUUCUCAUCGACGGCGCCCCCGUCAACACGAUCAUCUUUGAAAACUCAACGUACAAGCAGCAGCAGGUGCAGCAGCAGCAGCAGCAGCAAGCGGUCGCAGCGGCUGUGGUCAUCAAGCCAAGCAACAGCCAGCUAUCGGGCGACUCCACGGUGGACAGCCUCUCCAGUGCCUUGUCCCAAAUGAGCUUCGGCGGCAAGACCGCUUCAGGAGCCGGCGAGGAGGCGCAGGAUAUGAAGCUAGGCUUCACCUUUGGUGAUGAUCCCUCGCCCCUCAAGGUGGAUACCAUGGACAAGGCAGCCGCCGCCAGCCAGCAGCAUCAGCAUCACCAGCAGCAACAGCAGCAGCAGGCGGCACAACAACAGCAGCAGCAAAAUAAUUCAACGGCCGAUCUCAAUAUGAAGAUAGCCAGCGUGAAAAAGGUUUGGGAGUCGGCAACACCCAUGUCGGACGGGCCAUCGCCCUCUCAGGUGCAGCAGCAACAGCAGGCCCUGCCCUUGGGCCAGCAGCAGCAGCAGCAGCAGCAAGUGCAGCAGCAGCAGGUUCAGCAGCAGCAACAGCAGCAGGCGGUGCAGCAGCAACAAUCUGUAUUGCAGCCCCAGGGCGGGGACGAUGGCAGCAGCCAUAUGAGUGCCGCCUCGUUUGUGGCCGCGGCGGUGGCUGCUUCGCAGCAGCAUCAGCAGCAGACUAUGCCCCACUAUGCGGUCUCAGCGGUUCACAUGCAGAGCCACCACCACCAGCAGCAGCAGCAGGCCCAGCAUCAUCAGCACCAUGCGCUGUCUUCGCCGGGUCCGGUGCCUGGAGUGCAUGGCUAUGGGGGCCAUGGAUCGCCCUUUGAUGGCGGCUCGUUGGAUCAGCAGUUCCAGCAGGAGGACUAUCCAAGUCCCCAGCAGCAGCACCAGAAGGCCAAGCAGCAGAAGUACCUGGGUAUGUCUCCGCCCCCCAGCCAACAGCAGCAGCACUCUCAGCAGCAACACUCGCAGCAUCAGCAGCACCAGCAACAGCAACAGCAGCAACCGUUCUACCAGGCAUCGCCGCAGUUCGGUGUUGGCGGCAUUCCAACGAUUCCCAGCCCGCCGGCCGUGGUGUUCAAUUCGUCGCAGAUGCCACCGCCGCCGCCACCGUCGCAGGGCGGCAAUCUGUAUGCUCCAUUCCAUACGCUCGAUCAUUCGAGCCGCUCGCCCGCCUACUCGGCGGCAGCGGCCGCACACAACUUCCCGGGACACUAUGCGGCCGCAGCGGCGGCGGCGGCAGCAGCCGGUGGCCCCUUCAACGUCAAUGCGUACGCCAUGCAGACGGCCCACGGCGGCAACAUGCCCCAGACGGCGCCCACACCCGACAUGUACUCCAAUCUGUCGUCGCAGUUCCGUCUGGGCGGCGGACCCGGCGGCCCAUCGGUCGGCCCCUUCGGUCAGCCCAACUCGCAGCAGCUGAGCAAUCCGAACGCGACGGUGGCCAUCAUCUCAUCUAACACCAACUCCAUGAUGUCCUCGGGAGCGGCGAAGCCGCCUCAAGCCAGCCAGCAGCCCAUUGGGGCCAUAGGCUCCAAGUCAGCGGGCAGCGGCGGUGGCCCCGGCCCGUAUGCCACCACCCAGCCGUAUAUGAAUCUUUAUCCCGGACCGCCGCCUCAGCAUCCGGGUCAGGGUGGCCCACCGCCGGGCGCCCAUCAGCUCCAGUCCAACAGCUACUACUCGAAUUCGGCGCAGGGCGGCCCAAGUGGGCCACAGUACUAUGGUGGACCCCCUCAGGGCAAUGGCGGUGCGCAGAGCUACGGCCUGGCCACAGCCGCCGGCAUGUACGGAGGCCACCAGGGCGGACCGCCCGGCUCGAAUGGUCCGCCAGGAGGACCCCAGUCACAGCACACGAUGGGAAACUUCAAUACGCAGUUCAUGAACUCACCUUUGCUGACGGCGGCCAAUAUCAAUCAGUACCGCGGCGGACCAGCGCCCGGUGCGGCCUACCUGAAGAGCAGCCAGGGACAGGGCCAUAUGCAGGACUCGAUGGGCCGACAGCUGAAGAGUCCACUGAGCGCUGAUAUGAGUCUCGGCCUGGCCAAACAGGUCCAGUCGCAGCCCAGUCCACCUCACCACAAAAACUAUGGCGCUUGGGAUCUGCAAAACCAGGUGCUGCAGCAGCAACAACAGCAGCAGCAGCAACAAUCUCAGCAACAACAGCAGCAGCAGCGCCAGCAGGGAGGUAAUGGCGGCAACGGACCCAACAUGAACGCACUGGGCGGACGUGGUAGCGGUGCCGUGGGUAGUGGCAGUGGCAGCGGUGGCGGCUCUCAGGUGGUUGGAGGCAACGGCGGUGGCGGCGGCAAUGGUGGCGGCAACGGUGUUGGCAGCGUGGGACAGAGUGGCGGUAACCAGGGCCGGUACCCCACGCCCAUUCAGCGACCCAACAACUAUCCGCAGCAGCAUCCCCAGCAGCAACAGCAGCGGGAUCAGGCGGCUGCAGCGGCGCAGCGCGCCCAAAACAUGCGGCAGGUGACCGGCGGCAAUGGAGGAGUAGGAGGCCAAGGCGGUGGCGUUGGCGGUGGUGCCGGCAGUGCCGGUGGCAAUGCCAAUGCGUCAGUUGGACCGCCGGGCGGUAAUAGCGGCGGUGGUGGCAAUGGGGGACCAGGAGGAGCGGUGGGCGGCGGAUCAACUGGCUCCGCGGUCGGUUCGGCAGCUGCGCAGUUGAGCAAGCCCUAUUAUGCCAACAAUGCGGCCGGCUCCGGCGGUGGGGCCAAUCGCGGUGAGUGGCACGCCAACUGAGUGGGGCAGAACCCUUCACCCACGAACACGACCGCUCUCACUCCCACUCCAGCAGACCCCAGCCACAGCCACAGCCCCCCACCUACAAUACAAGAAAAUCCACACACACAAACGUGCAUACAGGCAUAGAGGAAUCGAAUCGAGCAAAAUGAGGAAGGAGUGCGGAAUGCGAAAUGCGAAGUAGAAGAAAUAAAAGGAAACGUAAGGAAAGGAAAAGAGAAGAAAGUAAAUAUAACGUAUGUUGCAACCGAUAGAAGCGAAAGCAGAGAGAAGAAAUAUUUACUUAUCCAUAAAACUAAAAAUUAAGCAAAACAUAAACAAGUUAAAGUAAAAAGUGAAGCAAAGGUAACGAAAUCAAUGUUAAUAACACACAAACCACAACAGAUACUAGCUAAAGCGUAAUACAAAAAGUAAGAGAAGUGCAUGGGUUGUGCGUGUUCAAUAAAGAAAAUGAGACGCGGGAGCAAAAGCGACAAAGAGAGCGAGAGAGAGAGGACAGAAGAGAAGAGAUCUGAAGAUAUGAGUAGAGCUGAAAUCUAAACAGGGCUGCCAAGAAUGUGACGGUAAAAGUUAACCGUAAGUGAGAAAAGGAAACAAGACAAAAAGGAAUCAGAACUACUCAAGAGUAAAUGAGAAAUGAUGGGAGAAAUUCAACCGUAAAGUGAGAGAAGAGCGUUCGAAGGGGAAUUUUGGCAACAGCUAAGAGACAGACACACAAGCCUAAACCUAUACGAAAAUUAUAGCAGGAGUAAAUGCCGAUUAGCAAUAAGAAGCACUCGGCAGGAGGAUCUGGCAGCAGACGUUGAUUUGAAGAUUGUGGUAGGUCCUCAGGGAAGUGAGGCGGAACGAAUGCAGAUCAGAGAUAGUGAGAUAUAGGUACCCCCCUCCAUACCCAUACACAGCCCUGACCUGGUCCCCUCCCCCGCCACACCGCCACCGCUACUAUAAGACGGAAACGGAAGCAGCCGCAACAGGAGAACAUGAGAAAGAAAGAGCAAAAGAAAUCGGAGGAAUUGCAAGAGAAUUACUUAUUUAAAAAAAACACACAACAUGCAGACAUUACACAAACACGAACACGGAACUCAUAUAAUUACAUACAUACAUAAAUAGCGGAGUGUAUUUUUUGUCAAACAAAUUUACAUAAUAUUAAUUUUACGUUUAUAUACUUAUAAUUUGUUUGUAGUAGAGUCUCUCUCCCCGCCCCAACCUUAAUCGCUCUAUCCCAUUAAAAUGCCCCCGCAAAAUCGAACCCCAACAAAAGAUUGGAAACCAACAACCACAAACUGAACAUUUGGCACUGCGUAUGCUUUAAUUUCUUUAUACAUAAAUACAUAAUACAUUAUAUACAUAAAUAUUGUUUAAUUUUUUUGCAACACAAAAAAUCCACUAAUAAUUCUAAUUUAUGUUUAUGCUACAAUAUAAUACAUUAUAUAUAUAUAUACAAAACGUAUCCCGGGGCUCUAUCUAAUCUGUUCAUCAAAUCUGAAUGAAAACGGAAGAAAAAAAGUGGCGAAACAGCGAGCACGAGAUGAUGCCUACAUACAAAUGAAAUGCAGACAAGCUUUUAAGUUUGAUUAAGAGCAAAACUAAGUUUAAACAAGUAAAAGCAAACAAAAUACAUUAUAGCAGUCAUGUAUGAACAAAAA